Molecule: messenger RNA, 597 nt
Organism: Aspergillus aculeatus ATCC 16872
Lineage: Eukaryota; Fungi; Ascomycota; Eurotiomycetes; Eurotiales; Aspergillaceae
Exons: 2
Coding region: 14-517 (167 amino acids)
Source: RefSeq, a predicted model, not a curated record
CGACGACGCCUACAUGUCCUUUCUAAACAAAGCCAACGCCGACCUCGACACCGCCCGAAACAACCAACAAACGAGCAGCAGCGGUGGUGCCGCGCGCACCGAAACCAUACACACGGGCGUCAGCAUCCCCGGCCCACUCACCUCCGUGGACGCAUUCUACAUCUCCGAAACCGACGAGCCCUUCGAGCCGGUCGCGCUGAAAUGGGACGGCGCCCAUCGGGGCGUGUGGCCUGAUGCUUCAAGCUUCUCCAACCUCAUCUCGGAAACCGACGACCUCGCCUCCGCCAUCGAGACCCUCUCCCCGGCGUCCUUCGACCCCAAGAACCAGUACGCCUCGGCCCUGCGCGCGGUGCGCGCGGCGGCCGCCAGCCAGGCGUCCGGCGUGGAGGAGGCGGACGUUGAUGUCAAGGUCUACCGGGUUGAGGUCGGGAGCGCGCGGGUGGAGUACUAUGUGGUGGCUUUGCAGGCGGAGGGAGGCUUGCUUGUGGGGUUGAGGGCUAAGGCGAUUGAGUCUUAGGGGUUUUAAAGGUUGUCGUGUGUGAAGUGAAGGGGGGGCUGUGGGUUGUGUAUAUUGUUUUAUGAGGUAAUGAAAUUGUU